This is a messenger RNA of Rhipicephalus microplus (southern cattle tick), 605 nucleotides long. RefSeq lists its product as uncharacterized. Gene Ontology annotation, biological process: protein localization to plasma membrane. NCBI's taxonomy places the organism in Eukaryota, Metazoa, Arthropoda, Arachnida, Ixodida, Ixodidae. Gene Ontology annotation, molecular function: protein-membrane adaptor activity; protein binding. Gene Ontology annotation, cellular component: apical plasma membrane. The record is from RefSeq and is a predicted model, not a curated record.
CAAUAGGGCCCGUCACCACGUCUGGGAUGCUAGACCCACUGGUGAACGUCAAACAGGAGCCCACUAGUCCGACAGAAAGCACACUGCGACGACGAUUUACCCCCGACGAAGGGCAUCAGCCAAGUUCGCAAGACAACAGCCACCAGGACGUCAGACCUCGCGCACCAGCACCGUUGGCCGCCUCUCUGGAGCGACAUGACGAAAGCAGCGAGCAGGCGUCUGUGCAACUACCACCACUCGACGUUCUGGAACUGACGGUGCGACUGCUGCUUCCGCUGCGGCUGCCCAUGUCCCUGCUUAUGGGCUUGAUGAUGAUGUCCUUGCUUGCGGUGUACUAUCUGUACACCUACGUCAGCAAACCAUCAAAAAACUAGCCAUGCAGCGCCGCCUAAAUUUGAUAUUUGGCUGCAGUAGCGUGCGUAGACGUAGAUUCAUCCGCCCUCUCGUCCGUGCUUGGGGUAAUGACGUCAUUAUCAUAAAACAGGGCAGUUCAUUUGAAGCGAUGAUGUCCACUCAUGAAAUGUCAGCAGCCGCCACGUGCCAGCUGUCCCUACUUACGUCAGCGCCUGUCACUUAUGAUUAAAUGCUCCUUUAGUAAGAAACUG